Lathyrus oleraceus (garden pea) is the source of this 1050-nucleotide messenger RNA. Its product is annotated as sucrose synthase 2-like. The coding region runs from base 28 to 1011 and encodes 327 amino acids. The record is from RefSeq and is a predicted model, not a curated record. Gene Ontology annotation, biological process: sucrose metabolic process. The transcript is spliced from 5 exons. Gene Ontology annotation, molecular function: sucrose synthase activity. NCBI's taxonomy places the organism in Eukaryota, Viridiplantae, Streptophyta, Magnoliopsida, Fabales, Fabaceae.
AUGUUUCUCAUUUCAUUUUCUUAACGUAUGUUGUGUUCCAGGAAGAAUACUAUUGGCCAGUAUGAGAGUCACACUGCUUUUACUCUUCCGGGACUGUAUAGAGUUGUCCACGGCAUUGAUGUUUUUGAUCCCAAGUUCAACAUUGUCUCUCCUGGAGCAGAUAUGACAAUAUAUUUUCCAUACUCUGAUAAGGAGAAAAGACUCACGGCCCUACACAGUUCAAUUGAAAAGCUAUUAUACGGUACCGAGCAGACCGAUGAGUACAUCGGUUCACUGACAGACCGGUCAAAGCCUAUAAUUUUCUCCAUGGCAAGGCUAGACAGAGUUAAAAACAUAACUGGUUUGGUAGAAAGCUAUGCUAAGAACAGCAAAUUGAGGGAACUUGUCAACCUUGUGGUAGUAGCUGGUUAUAUUGAUGUCAAAAAGUCCAGUGACAGAGAAGAAAUUGAAGAGAUUGAGAAGAUGCAUGAUCUCAUGAAGCAAUACAAUUUGAAUGGCGAGUUUCGAUGGAUUACUGCCCAAACAAAUAGAGCACGUAACGGGGAGCUGUAUCGCUACAUAGCAGAUACAAAAGGCGCUUUCGUUCAGCCUGCUUUCUAUGAAGCUUUUGGACUUACAGUUGUGGAGGCCAUGACUUGUGGACUCCCUACGUUUGCUACUAACCAUGGUGGUCCUGCUGAGAUCAUCGAGCAUGGUGUAUCGGGAUUCCAUAUUGAUCCUUAUCAUCCCGACCAAGCAUCAGAGCUAUUGGUUGAUUUUUUCCAACGAUGUAAGGAGGACCCAAAUCACUGGAAUAAAGUAUCCGAUGGUGGCCUUCAAAGAAUAUACGAAAGGUACACAUGGAAGAUUUAUUCUGAAAGGCUUAUGACCUUGGCUGGAGUUUAUAGUUUCUGGAAAUAUGUUUCCAAACUAGAGAGACGCGAAACUCGGCGAUAUCUUGAGAUGUUCUACAUUCUUAAGUUCCGUGAUUUGGCAAAUUCUGUUCCAAUAGCAAAGGAUGAUGCAAAUUAACCUGUCCUGCUGGGGCAUGGCUGCUUUAUGUUUUUAUCA